GGAAGGGUCAUGAUAUACUCGAUAAGCUAAUUAACAACUGCUUGUUGCAAUCGGUUAAAGAAGAAGACGAAGAAGAAUGUGUGAGUAUGCAUAAUCUUCUUCGAGAAAUGGCACUGGAAAUCAGUCCUCAUUUCUUGGUGAAAGUCGGCAUAGCCUUGGAGAAGUUACCAGAGGAGCAUGAAUGGAGAGAAAAUCUUUUGAAGGUUUCUUUAAUGAUGAAUCACAUAACAGAAAUUCCUUCAAGCAUGCGUCUCCAAAGUGUCCUAUGCUCACAACCUUGCUGUUGUCCAAUAAUAAGAUUUCAACAAUUCCAGAAGCCUUUUUUGAGCAUAUGCUUGAGCUCAAGAUCCUUGAUCUUUCCUGGAAUCAUCAGCUAUGUAGGCUGCCGAGUUCUAUCUCCAAGUUGGAGAAGCUUACUACAUUAUUGCUAUGUAGAUGUGGGUCCUUAAGAGAGGUACCAUCAUUAUCCAACCUUGUAAGGUUAAAAAAGUUGGACCUUUUAUGGACAUCAAUUGAAGAACUACCGCAAGGCCUCAACAUGUUAACAAAUCUAAAAUAUCUUGGUCUUGGUGGAAGAUUAUCUGAAACGCUUGAUAAACCGCUACAAAAUCUCUCCAAACUUCAGCAUUUACUAGUAUUUGCCAGUCCCAGUGCCAAAACAGAAUUUAAAUGGGAGAUGAUUGGAAUUUGGGGGAAGCUUCAAAACCUUGAGAAGCUGCAUCUUGAUUAUUUGCAUAACUUGAAUAUGGUGUUUGGGGAAGUAGGAGCAAUUGCUGAGUCAGCAUCACUACCAGCUGGCACAUUUUCCUCUCUUCAAUAUAUUAGUGUUUGGCAUUGUAAUAAAAUAAAGAAGUUAUGCUUGGUAAGGUGGUUGGAAUAUCUCCAGAAACUACAGACUGUUGAGGUUUAUUAUUGUGAGCAACUGGAGGAGAUAAUAGGGUCUGAAUCUAAAGAAGGAGAAAAAGUCACUCUACCCAAGUUAGAAAGGUUGGAAUUGAUAAGAUUGCCCUUAUUGAAGACCAUCUAUAGCGGUUCUUUGAUUUGUGAUUCCAUUAGGAAGAUUGAAAUUUCUGGUUGUGAAAAUAUAGAGUGUUUUUUGGUCCAUGUUCAACCCACUUCCAAAUCUUGAAUAUCUAGUCCUUUCUGAUUUAGAGAAUUUGAAAUCCGUGUUUGAUGAAGAAGGUUUUGGUUUAUCGCCACAUGUACCUCCCACAAGCUUUUUCUCUCUUAAAGAAAUUAGGGUUGCUUGGUGUCGUCAAUUAAAGAAGGUAUUCUCAUCUGGAUGGUUGCUCUGCUUCUUCCAAUCUCUAGAGAUUAUUAAGGUUUCAAGUUGUUCGCAAAUGGAGGAGCUGAUAUCGUCAUCGGCACAUGAAGAAGAAAAAGUCACUCUACCCAAGUUAGAAAGGUUGGAAUUGACAAGUUUGCCCUUAUUGAAGAGCAUCCGCAGCAGCUCUAGUGUGUUGAUUUGUGAUUCCAUCCAGAGUCUGAGGAUUACCUAUUGCGAGAAGGUAAAGAGGAUUCCUCUGAAUUUUCCCUUGAUUGAUAAUGCCCAAUCAUCUCAUCCUUUUUCCCUCAAAGAAAUUGUGGUAUUCCCAAAAGAUUGGUGGGAAUCAUUGGAAUGGGACCAUCCCAAUGCAAAAGACAUCCUUUUCCCCUUCUGUAAAUUUUAGCUGACAUGGUGGGAGGGCGCACCGCAAAUCAAUUGGGAUUCGGCUCGGUAACCACAAGAAAGUUGGAGGAAAUCACAUAUGCGCUAGUUGCUGUUGCUAUUGGGUUUUCAAUGUAAUAUAAUCUUUGUUUUUCUUUUGCUGUGUGUGCUGUGUGUUUAAAUAUGUCCAAUUUUAAGUGGAAAACUGGAAAUGUUUGUUUGUUUAUUAUCUGUAUAAUGUUGUCUUUGAAACUAUGUGGGAAAAAGACUUGAAACUGUAUUUGCUUUUCUUGUAAUAUGUAUUUCAAUUUAUUGCAUUUGCAUAUCUCCUCAAAUUUCAUUCAGCAACAUUAUCAUCAUCAACAAAAACCGAGAUUUACUUUCAUCAACAAUAACGGCUCGCUCUGUUACUUUAUAUUCUCAUAAUUUUGCCCAAGGACUAGCAUUCAGGGGAUUUAGCAAAAAUCAUGUUGCGCCAGUUGCAUGUGUAUUGAGACAACUACAGGGGGAAAUUUUAGAGCUUUCUUUGUCCUUUUUAAGUUUUCCUUAAUUGUUACAGUUUUGCCAUUCAUUUCUAGCCCUUGCUGCCCUACCUCAAAUUUGAUUCCUUUUUUCAGUAGUCUCUAUAUUUGCUCUUAAAGAUGCCUACUUUGGCGAUGAAAAGAUUGACCAGAGUUUAGUAGUUUCAGUACCCUUGCUAGGUAUUUGCUAACUGUGCUUAAAGACUGUUAUGCUGAUGUAGUAUUUUAUUUGUGGUAUUGAUGCAAAAUAAGAUGUAAGAGCUUGAGAACUUUUUUUUUUGAUCAGCAAGAGCUUGAGAACUUUCUUUGUUCUUUUUCUUAAAUGUUUUGGUUUUGCCAUUCAUUUUCAGUCCUUGCUUCCCUGCCUCUUAUUUGACACCUAGUUUCAAAUUUGAUGGUUUCCAUGUGUGCCUUUAAAGAUGUCUGCUCUGGCCAUGGACAAAUUGACUCGAUUUCUAAAGGAAAGUGAAACGGAUUUCCAAAAGGAAGGGUUGGGUGUCAAGAAUAUGGAUGCCUCUUUAUAGAGUGCAGUGCAAAGAUUUGAGUGAAUGUAGAACAAUGCUAUGACGAGCUUGUCUUAAAGGUAACUAAAAUCCAGUGUACUUUAUUCUGUAAUUGAUACAGCCGUGCCUUGAGACAAGUGUACAUGUUUGUUUGGAUACAAGAGAAACAUGGAAGCUAAUUAAAGCUUUUGAAUUUGGAUAAUUUAGCUGUUGAUCAUAUACUGAUAUACUCCUGUUCCUGUUUUACUUCUGAGACUUCAAUUAAUACCAUAUAAUGUGUUUGCAUAAUCCUAGAUAAUGUACUAAUUUUCUCUGUUACAAACUUACCUCAGAUAAAUGGCACAAAGUGCAUUUUGGUUAGCGUGUAUAAUUGAAGGGAAAUAUGCAGUAUUCUAACAUGAUUAAAAAUCAGCAUACAAAUUUGUUUUUGCCUAUGUAAUUAUUUUGAUCAUAUAAAUAAUUAUUUUUGACAUUCAAGUGUUGGGACAUGUAUAACUGGGUAUCAGUUUUCUCUGGCAUUUGGGUUACCUUUUAGUGGUUGUGGAUGAGACUUUAUGUUGUUUAAACUCAUCAAAAUGGGUUUUGAAUUUAUCUUUUAAUUUGUAGGGAUAGUGUAGGGUUGAGAUGGAAAGAAUAUUUCCUUCCUGGUUAGAAUUUGAUGCUAUGAGAACUGUGGUUGUCUAUUUGAAUUACUGCACGUCUAUUUGCGAUAGGCUGAGGCAAGGCACAAUGUGGCCUAAGUGAGGCCAACUGCGGGCCCAAUUGUUACUGAUACAGGAAAAUGAUAAUAAAACUACACAGAAGUUAAAAUUUUCUGUUGCAAGGACUAAUUUGCCCCUGUCAUGACCAAAAUCAUCUUCGUUCCCCUGCUUUUCAAUUUGGUGAGGUUUCGAAGACACCUUCCUGCAUUGACUUCAAGUCAAUUCUUAUUUUAAAAUUAAAAGAUAAAAAACAUU
Rubroshorea leprosula is the source of this 3628-nucleotide messenger RNA. Lineage: Eukaryota; Viridiplantae; Streptophyta; Magnoliopsida; Malvales; Dipterocarpaceae. The record is from the annotation of a GenBank genome assembly.